CAGGAAGAGCAACAUGCUGACUUGUCUAAUUGGAUGAAGCACAAGGACAGACUGGAAAUGGAAUUACAUGAAACUGAAAAAGAACUUUCUGAGAGUAAGAAAUUGAAUGAACUGCUUCAAGAAAACAUUUCAAGGCUUUCAGUAGAAACAGAUUCCCAACACAAAAGUGUUGAUUCACUCACAUUGGCUCUUAAUAAGCUUCAGCAGCAAAGUGCAGAGCAUGAAGAGGAGCUUGAAAGAGAAAAGAACCAUGUAAAUGAAUUAGAGAAAGAAAUUUCCCUCCUAAAGGACCAAAGACAAAAGUUCACAGAAGAAGCUCAAAGACUGGAAAAUGAUAAGAUAAAUUUUCAGAAACAAACGGCAGAACUUGAAAGUAGGUUGUCAGAACUCGUGCAGAAUGAAGAGUAUCUUCAUUCUCAGAUAGCUGCAGAGCAAAAGGCCAAAACAGACUUGGACAGUCAUUUGUUGGAAGAAUCUAAAGCAAGCAUACAAAAAAUAACACAGCUGCAAUUUGAACUGAGUGAAACAAAGUUAAAUUCUUUACAGAUGGAGACCCUGAAAGAAGAAAAUGCUAAGCUGCUAAUAAAGAUUGAACAGUUGGAAAUGACAAUACAGGAGAUGGAAAGUAACUUAGAAACAAGUGGAAAAAAUCUUUCUGCUAAAUAUACAGAACUUGAAACUGAAAAGCAAAUGAUAAUGAAUACCACUGGCAGAGAGAAAGAAAUUCUUCAAAGCAGUUUGCAACAGUCACAGGAUAGAGAAAAGGCUCUUCAGCAAAAGACCACAAUGCUUGAGACAAAACUUGCCCAACUCCAUGAGCAGCAUAGUCAGAUGCGUGGCAAACUCAGCCUUGUAGAGAAAAGGGAAAAGGAACUUCUUGAGCAGAUCACUGACAUUGAGCAGACAGUCAUCAUUCCCUGGAAACGGAGAAUUCUGAACUGAAAGAGGAACUGAUGUCCAAGAGGCGGGAACAAGAGGCCCUGAACUUGCAGGUAGACAAGCUGGAGGAUCAGGUGAGGGGAGAUGCAGAGGAACUUGAAGAACUUAGAAAAAGUGUCAAUGACCUGGUGCAAAUUCGAGCAGACCUUCAA
Pomacea canaliculata is the source of this 1091-nucleotide messenger RNA. Its product is annotated as myosin-11-like. Bases 34 to 942 code for a protein of 302 amino acids. NCBI's taxonomy places the organism in Eukaryota, Metazoa, Mollusca, Gastropoda, Architaenioglossa, Ampullariidae. The record is from RefSeq and is a predicted model, not a curated record. The transcript has a single exon.